This is a messenger RNA of Rodentolepis nana, 753 nucleotides long. Lineage: Eukaryota; Metazoa; Platyhelminthes; Cestoda; Cyclophyllidea; Hymenolepididae. The record is from the annotation of a GenBank genome assembly.
AUGAUUUACGGGAAGAAGACUGAUUCCAACGGAGAUUUCCAAAUUGCCUUACUUCGAGACAGGGUGCUGAAUUACGUCUACUGGCAAAUAUGCAAUGAGCUUUUCUUCAUCAACACUAUCCCACAGGUCGCUGCCCUUGGUCCUCAAGUUGAUGUACAACAGGAGGUGAAUCUAUCGGAAUCUUGUCGAGCUCACCAGACCGUUAAUACCGAUUGCCAAUUAAUCAGUCUUGCCAAUGACCUACAUGACCCGAUACUUAAAAGUCUCCUCACAUGCAGACCUGGGAAACCUCUGAAGAAACACUUCUCCGAUCAAUGCGAAGCCUGUAUGCGAGGAGUCUGCUGUGUUCCGAAUUCGUCCAAAGUCACCGAAAUUAGCCGUGGACCACGUGUACAGCUACACGAACCCCAUAUUCGUCAUCGUAGACAAAAUCCCAGUCCUAACAAGAUUGAUAAUGGCGGGGAGGAGGAGAGCGUUAUCUCUGAACAGAAGGUUGAAACUGCGGCUUCUGUUGAGAGUGAACAAGUGGAGCAGAGCAUGGCCAAACUAUGCCUCAAUGUGCCUACAAAUCGUACACAAUUUGGAUUGACUGGAUCACCAGACAAGAGAGGAGGAGACGACGUUGCCUUCGGAUUAUUGAGGGUGGGAGAAUGGUUAGAGAACACGACAAAAACUCGGGUUAUGAAGAGGUGGAAGUCGUGCGGUGAUCUUGUGGCAGCUUAUGAAGAGAUGACCGCGAAAGAAAUACACUGA